This is a messenger RNA of Paramuricea clavata, 3169 nucleotides long. The record is from the annotation of a GenBank genome assembly. NCBI's taxonomy places the organism in Eukaryota, Metazoa, Cnidaria, Anthozoa, Malacalcyonacea, Plexauridae.
AUGCUAAUGAAUGUUUGGACGAUCCCUGUCACCAGAAUGCCACUUGCGUUGAUAUAAUUGGUUCAUUUGAUUGUGUUUGUAAUGAAGGAUUUGUAGGAGAUGGUAUUAACUGUGAAGGUAUAUGUAAAGUUACAUCAAAGCUAGAAAUACAAAUCGAGAAUCAUCUUGCAUUUUUAAACACCCCUAUUUAUGCCGGUUUUCCAUUAGGAGGAAUUUUGCGCGCGGAGAGGAAUUUUUCUUUGUCUUUUCUAAUUAGUUCCACCCGAGAAAUCGCAAUACAAAAUUCCGCUUCGCGCGCAAAAUUUCCCCUAAUGGAAAACCGGCUUUACUCCCUGACAAAGAUAUUGCAUUGUACUGCCAAAGCAUAAUUGUGUUGAGAAUUUCAAUUUUCCCUUACGUACAUUCAUUUUUCUUUAAAAAUAGUGAUGAAAGAUAGUAUACAUGCAGGAAUGUCGAGUUCAAAAUAUAAAACACCUUUGAAGGACAUUAGCACAAUUUUUAUUCAUAACUUAUGUUUGUGAAAUUGUAAAUCUUCCAAAAUUUAUUUGGCUUCUCCGAAAAUUUCAUUGCGGUUAGGUGCUUUUCCGUAAAUUAUUUCAGGUAAAAUCCCGAAACUAAAUAUAACGUUUACUCGUACUCUUAUUCUAUCCCUAAUUCAGAGUUUUCUGAUUAGAAAUUUUCAAAUAAUAAUAUUAACAAUAAUGAUAAUCCAUUUCAGCUUCCAACUGCAGUAUUCUUUCCUGCGGAGAAAAUGAAGAGUGUAUCCAGGAAAACGAUAUCUUUAAGUGUGUAUGUAAGGAUGAUUAUGCAGAACCCGAUUGCCGUCUGGGUACGUGUGCAAUUGCUGCUUUGCUUAUUAUUUCCUCGUUACCGAUCCUUCUUUCAAGCCCUGUUGGAUACAUGUGAGAUCGCCGCUUAGUGAAAUCAUGUAUUCUAUUUUCUGGUGUAAAUAAAUGGCUCGCUCUAUUGUUUGUGUGUAUGUUUUACCAAAUUGCACUUUACUUCUUGAUUGAUAUUAUACAUGAAAAAUGUAUUAUUAUGCAGAAUAACUUUUAUCGUCUGUUGCAUAUACAACAUGCGAAAUAAAUCCUGCAUACUCGCUCAUUUGAAUGGAUCAAGAACUUAACACAAUUUCUUAACUGUCAUAAGUCAAAACUCUAAUCAAAAUGUCUUUUGUUUAAGCCCUUCCCACGUAAUACUAUUUCUUAUAAUGACCUAAAUUUCGUUUUUGGCACUCUUUUUCAAUGCUCUUAGAAAACAACAUUUUUUCUAUUUAUGUUUCUUCAUACGAAACGCGCAAAAUUGUUGUGCUUUGUUUCAAAAUUGAGCGGCAAAGUAUUAAAUUUUGAUUAGUCAUAAUUUAAUUUAAUUAUUUACAAAAUCUAACAGUUGAAAGAACAUGCCUAGCAAGAGGUGAUCCACACUACUCGACAUUUGAUGGAAGACGUUAUGACUUUAUGGGUACAUGUGAAUAUGUUCUUGCUAAAGACAGUAGAAAUAACACAUUUGAAGUAAGACAAGUGAAUGAACCAUGUGGAAAUGGAGAACCUUCCUGCACAAAAUCUCUAACAGUGAUUUUCCCAAAUGUGACUAUCCAACUACUGCGGGGAAGUGUGAUGUUAAAUGACACAAAAAUUGUUUUGCCUGCAACGUAUGGAGGUAAGUUCUUUCAAACUGCAUACUACAUAUACAAUAUACAUGCUUUAAGAUUUGACGUUCAGGCUAAAAUUGCAUUUUGCAAAAUUAGUGCAAUAUUCUUCUGUUUCUAAAAACAGUAAUUUCAAAAAGGAAGUUUAUCAUAUUCCCACUUUAUAUUUAAAAGAAGUCAAUACCAUUCUCCCUAGUAUUGGUCGAUAUACUGUUGCAAACCGCUGCUUCAUAAUUGAUCAGUAACUUAUAACAGACAGUUAUUUUGCUAAUAAAUCUGAAAGUGGGUAAUAUUUAAUAGCAAUUUUCGAUCCUUUAUUUUUUGUAUAAAGGUGUGACAAUAACUGAACCAAGCAACAGAGUAACGUUGAUUGAAAGUGAUUAUGGUGUAGAAGUUGAAUGGAAUAAUGUACGUAAUGUGAGAGUGACAGUGCUUGGUCGCUAUCUGAAUAGAACAUCAGGUUUAUGUGGAACAUUUAAUGGAAAUCCUGGAGAUGAUUUCUUAGCAAGAAAUGGAACAACUGUUGACAAUGCUGUAACCUUUGGAAAUUCUUGGAAAACUGAACCUGGUUGUGGUGAUGCAGCAGAUGUAGAACAUCCAUGUGUAACUCACUCGGACAGAAACGCGACUGCUAUAGCCAACUGUUCAGCUUUGUCAUCUGCUCCAUUCCAUGUCUGUGCAAGCCAGUUUAAUCCAGAUUCAGAGGGUUAUAUUACCGAUUGUGAGUAUGAUGUAUGUGCUUGUGGUGAUGAUCCUAUAGUUUGUCUAUGUCAAGCAAUAGAGGCUUAUGUCAGUGAUUGUAAUUCAACUGGAGUGGAUAUUGACUGGCUGAGUGAUCCACGAUAUCAACAAUGUGGUAAGUGAUCAAUCUAGUUGAAUUUCAUCGCCAAGUUCUAUUGAAAAUUUUGGAGGUUUGGAAACUCAAAUUUUAUAAUUAUUAUGCGGAAAUUCCGAGUUUCACAUAUCAAUGCACAUUGGAAGAACGUGAAAUGUUCCAAUUCUUUGCACAUAACUUCACAUGUGAAAUACUGAGUAAAAUUUUUAUCAUGAAUAUCAAACUCAGUGUCAGACUGUUCGAUGCAAUGAAAAAUGAUGAGACCUUUUACGUGAACGAAAAUAUGUGGCUAUUUAAAGACGACAAAGAAACUCAAGUUGUUCGAAUGAUUUCAAUAAGGCCAUGGUUUAUACCCAUGUUGUUCAUUAGUAAGCUGAAAUGCAUUGCAAAUUGUAUGGCCAUAUAUCAGUUGUUUGCGAGUGUGUUAACUCACUGGCGAUUCAAGCGGGGUUUUUUUUCGUACAAAUGUUUCUCCAAAUAUUACUACUAAAGAAAACUACCAAAGGAAUGUCUUAGAGUGGAAAUGCUAAACAUUUAUUAACAGAAAUUUUAACUGUUUUAAUCUGACUUAGGUUCGCCAUGUGCCAGUGAUCCAUGUUUCAAUGGUGGGACUUGUUCAAACGAUGGACAGUCAUUCUCUUGCUCAUGUCGCGUUGGAUAUAAUGGUGACCGCUGCGAAAUCGAAG